AUGUUGCUGAUGGCCAUGCAGUGCCUACCUGGAGUCCGAGCUUUUCGUUGCCUUUCAGGUGUCAAUUGUCUGUGCGAUAAUGUGGACGUCGACAUCCCUUCCUUUUCUCUCGUGACUCAGUUUCCACCAACUGGUGUACGGCUGCAAGCUACUAGAACUCCAGGGGUAUAUCACACUGAAUUAGAGAAAGACGUUCGCGAUAGCAUUCAACCAUUUCCAACGGGCAUCUCCUACGUCGUAUUUGAAGAUCAUAUCGGCUUACCUCACCCAGAAUAUCCGCACCUAGAUAUUGUCCCUUCUAAGGUUCUUUAUUCCAACUCCGCUUGUUAUUACAAAGGCAACUGGUGCCCUGGCCUUCCACACGCGGAAGAAAAUCGAAUCUCUAGUUGGCUCCUUGACCAAAGCACUGGUGCGCCACCUAAAUUCGCUACAGUGACCUCAUCAAAAGUUCGAUCCGGAUCACCUUAUCACAUUCCACUAUAUCUGGCAGCACCCAGUGCAACGUCAAGAAGCCCUCCGAGAGAAACUGCUACUGUCCACCCUUCUGGAACGGCGGGGCAUUCUCAAACUUUAGAAAUAUCAACUAAUAUCCCCCAUCCCACUCCCAGCAGUAUGUCUCACCAAGAUAUAUUCGAACCAAUCGACAAAGGUCCAAUCCCAUCCAAUAUCAAUUCAAGAUCUGACCAUCCUGUACGAAAGGAUCAUAUUUCGGAUACUCCUGGCCCAAUAUCUACAAACAAGUUUUACGCAAACUUCUUUCUUGGCACCCAGACCGGCUAUGCGUUCGUCCAUCCAUACGCAGUGGGAUGGGCCAAAGGGACAGGGAAUGCAAGAAGCUAUGGUGUCCUCAUAUCUCAUAUAGAAUCCCAUCAACUGGCGUUUGGCCCAAAGAGCCAGGUAAUUCCUGGCAAUCCAGUUCAGUUCUAUAUCAAUCCCAUUGGGAUUCAGUCAAUGAUUUUGUCUGCAUCCGAACUUGGUACUUCCACGGUCUUGACUGUUUCAAAAGCCAAGGCAUUUUCCGCGAAUAUUAUACUCCGUCCCCAUCGCGGUUCAAAUUCUACCAUUAUAUUCCCUUUAGUUCAAGGCAUGGGGUAUGUAACCGGUAUAUACACGGGUCUGCAGCCGGCGAUACAGUCCAGUGUGUUUUUCCGAAAGCUCGAAUCUGUAGCCUCUCCCAAGCCAGGCAUAUACAAAUACAAAGUCACCCUGGAAGACAACACCCAUUGGUUGAUUUACGUGACACCCUCAGGAAACGGAGGUAAUCCAAACCUCGUGCUGGUAUCAAAUACCCUCAUCAGUGGUCCGACUGGGUAUAGUGGCAUUAUCCAGGUUGCUAAAAACCCUAGUGGCUUAGCAGGGGAGGCAAUUUACGAUCGGACGACUGGUGUUUAUCCCACAGAGGCCCAUGUAUCAGGGUCUGUCGUGGCUCAUCAAGCGAUGGGGACUUAUAAAUUGUCUUGGCAGAAGGCCGGGAAGAAUGUUAACAGCACCCCGCUGCUAAUGUUCGCAUUGCCUCACCAUGUUCAGUCCUUCGACACUCACACCAACCACAUGAAAACAGACAUGCUUCUUCGAACAACAACAAAAGGGAAUGCAACUGCCUGUGUUGGAAAUUCAUGGACCAUGGUGGAAGAGAAUCUUCCUGUUAACAUCGGAUUUGGCCCUUUUGAUCCAAACACCGGAAGAGAAGCUACUCUCUCCAAUGCCACGAGGCAAAGGAUUAGAGAAGUGGCGCCAAGCGAGCUCUCCCAAGAUAUCAGUCGGCAAACAAAUCUCAAUAGCAUGUACUUUAGCGGGAAAGCACUCAAUAAGUUUGCGAUGUUGGUGUACACCGUUUAUGAGUUAGCUAAGGAUGCCAGCUUGUCGGAAUCUGCUUUCAGCUCACUGAAGAGUGCUUUCGCAAGCUUUAACAACUACGUCUGGAUGAAAUCUGACAACGUUAACCAGCCCGAUGCUGACACUCCACAGCUGUUUGAAAAUAAGGCCGACCAUACGACCUAUUUUGGUACCAACCUCGAAUACAUUCAAGGUAUUCACAUGCUUCCUCUGAUCCCUUCCUCUACCUAUAUCCGUGAAAAGGAAUUUGUGAGUGAGGAAUGGUAUGCGAUGUUCGCGGAGAACGCCUCUACGCCUGCGAGUGGGGUUCAAGGAGGCUGGCAAGGGAUAUUGUAUGCUAAUUUGGCCAUUAUCGAUCCGAACGCGUCCUGGACUUUCUUCAACAAAGAACCCUUUGAUCUGUCGAAGAUCGAUGGGGGAGCUACGCGGACGUGGUAUCUGGCCUUCGCUGCAGGUAGGUUUUGA
Paracoccidioides brasiliensis Pb18 is the source of this 2301-nucleotide messenger RNA. RefSeq lists its product as uncharacterized. Bases 1 to 2301 code for a protein of 766 amino acids. Gene Ontology annotation, cellular component: cell surface. Gene Ontology annotation, molecular function: glucan endo-1,3-beta-D-glucosidase activity; endo-1,3(4)-beta-glucanase activity. The record is from RefSeq and is a predicted model, not a curated record. The transcript is spliced from 6 exons.